Molecule: messenger RNA, 779 nt
Organism: Sitodiplosis mosellana (orange wheat blossom midge)
Lineage: Eukaryota; Metazoa; Arthropoda; Insecta; Diptera; Cecidomyiidae
Exons: 3
Coding region: 276-626 (116 amino acids)
Biological process (GO): lamellipodium assembly
Cellular component (GO): actin cytoskeleton
Molecular function (GO): actin filament binding
Source: RefSeq, a predicted model, not a curated record
GGACGGUUUCUUUUAUUUCUCCACAAAAUCUUUGAUGGUUAUUCCUGGCCACAAUUUCUCGUCCCGGAACAGGGGAUAAUGUUUGGCAUCAAACUGACACAAUUUAGUUUGUCAGUGAGUGUACGUGUCGUGUCGUAUCGUUAUUGCUCAAGUGUUGAAUAAUAAAUGCCGGGCUGGCUUCCAUUUUGAACGGCGACAGAUACAGUGAUUUAGUGGUGCUGGCUUUCAGUGGCACACGGUGAUCUGAGUUUUGACCAACAACAAAAUCCCUCAGAAUGAUUUCACGGACGCCAUUCUUUGUAGUAACUAACACUGGCAAGGAGGAACGUUUCUGUGAAGAAUGUGUAGCGAUUCCUCCAAACACGAAAAUUCACUCAUCUUUCAUUUCACAAGAAAAUCAAACAUCUGCGAAAGCCUCAAACAGUCCAAAACUUGCAACAGCCCAACAACACAAUCAAAACUGUACCAAUUCACAUAUUAUAUCAGACAAUGAUGAUUCAUAUGACCCGAAUGCGUGUGCUGGUUGUAGAGAACCAUUAAAAGAAGGUCAGGCGUUGAUCGCUUUAGAUCGGCAAUGGCAUAUAACUUGUUUCAGGAAGGGGUUUGAAUUAGGGAUGUGUGUAUAACCCCAAAAUUAAGAUAUCGCUCCCGAAGGCCAUAGCUCCCAAACUACGGGGGAAGGAUAACUGUGGUAAUGUGAGCUGCAAAGUAAUACAAUAUAACAGUGGAAUGAAGCAAGAGAGAAAUGAAAUAACAACUUGUUCUGUUGGCGUUAGUCG